Messenger RNA from Callithrix jacchus (white-tufted-ear marmoset), 3782 nucleotides. NCBI's taxonomy places the organism in Eukaryota, Metazoa, Chordata, Mammalia, Primates, Cebidae. The record is from RefSeq and is a predicted model, not a curated record.
AUUGCCAUCAGGUGCCUUGUGCGCGAACCUUGCCGGCCAAACCGUUAACGCCUGGCUUCCUUUGUGCGUGCGCCUCUCCUUCCAGUACCUAUCAGGCGCCCCUUCUACCCUGCUCCAUCCCUCACCGCCAUUGCUCGCAGGACACUCCGAGUCCAGCUGUCAAGAGUUCAACGAUCCGAAAAUAGCCACUGCGCCCAGCAGCGGUUACCUGGGCACUCUGUGCCCUUUAUCCCUGUCCCGGCCCCUUCCCAGGGCCGAGGACGCAGCAGUAGGACUCAGUUUCCUUGAGCCUGCUGCCCGCAUCCUUCACUUCAUUGGCUUGCGGGAUCUCUCCGUUGCUCCUGCCCCUGGACGGAGUGGCAAGCCUUCCUACCCAGACACUUGUAAGCAGCCUGGUGUCGAAACAACUCCAAGGAUUUAUUCUUCAAACCCUGUCUUCUGUACGGCAACCCUGCCUUCAAUUUGAGGCCCAGGUAUCACAGCAAGCCAGUGCCCUAAGGACUCUCAGAGAGGCCCUGGAGAAGGCCAGACUGACGAUCAGUGGUCCCACCUCACUACCAAAAGUUGCCGUGACCAUUGCAGCCACCACCCAGCCCAAACCUGUGGUCCUUCACGGACAGCAGCAGGGAACCCGCUCCUUGAAGCAGCCUCAUCCAUCUUCCCAUCCAGCUGCUUCAGCUGCAGCCCUGGCCUCAUCUUCUGCUCCAACACAGCCAGCCCAGGGCUCCACAGUGCCUUCAGCUGCAGGGGUUUCCUUACCCACCACUUCCACCUGGAGCCUGGCUGGGACACUUUCUAACCCAUCUUCUGACUCUCUCAUCACCGCCAUGGCCAGACUAACGAUUGGUGGUCCCACAUCACUACCAAAAGUUGCUGUGACCGCUGCAGCCACCAGCCAGCCAAAACCUGUGGUCCUUCAUGGACAGCAGCAGGGAACCCGCUCCUUGAAGCAGCCUCAACCAUCUUCCCAUCCAGCUGCUUCAGCUGCAUCCCAGGCCUCAUCUUCUGCUCCAACACAGCCAGCCCAGGGCACCAUAGCACCCUCAGCUGCAGGGGCUUCCUUACCCACCACUUCCACCUGGAGCCUGGCUGGGACACUUUCUAACCCAUCUUCUGCCUCUCUCAUCACCACCCAGGCCAGACUAACAAUCAGUGGUCCCACCUCACUACCAAAAGUUGCCGUGACUGCUGCAGCCACCACCCAGCCCAAACCUGUGGUCCUUCAUGGACAGCAGCAGGGAACCCGUGGCUUGAAGCAGGCUCAUCCAUAUUCAGAUCCAGCUGCUUUAGCCUUGAGCCCCCCCACCAAAAGAAAGUUGACCUGGGCUGCAGGCCUGGCUGAGACCCAUUCUAAGCCAUCUUCUGACUCUCAUUACCACCGUGGCCAGACUGACAAUCAGUGGUCCCACCUCACUACCAAAAGUUGCCGUGACCACUGAAGCCACCACCCAGCCCAAACCUGUGGUCCCUCAUGGACAGCAGCAGGGAACCUGUAGCUUGAAGCAGGCUCGUCUGUAUUCAGAUCCAGCUGCCUUAGCCUUGAGCCCACCCACCAAAAGAAAGUUGACCUGGGCUGCAGGCCUGGCUGGGACCCUUUCUAACCCAUCUUCUGCCUCCCUCAUCAACGCCCUGGCCAGACCGAGGGUCAGUGGUCACCCCUCCCUACGGAAACUUGCUGUUAUGGCUGCAGCCAUCACUCAGCCCAAACCUGCGGUCCUUCAUGGACACCAGCAGGGAACCCGUAGCUUGAAGCAGGCUAGUCCGUAUUCAGAUCCAUCCGCCUUAGCCUUGAGCCCCCCCACCAAAAGAAAGUUGGUGUCAGGCUAUCCCAGGCAAAUUCUAGGACAGGCUAUCCCAGGCAAGGCAAGGCAAGGCUGUUCCAGGCAAGGCUAUUCCAGGCAAGGCAAUUCCAGGCAACGCCGGGCAAGGCAAGGCAAGGCAAGAGACAGCAAUACAAUCCCAGGCAGGGCAAUGCAAUCCCAGGCAAGGCAAUUACAGGAAAGGCAAUUUCAGGCAAGGCAAGGCAAGGCAAGGCAAGACAAGGCAGGGAAAGGAAAUUCAAGGCAAGGCAAUUGCAGGUAAAACAAGGCAAGGUAAUUCCAGGGCAGAUAACUCCAGGCAAGGCAAGGCAAGGCAAUUCCAGGCAAGGCAAGGCAAGGCAAGGCAAUUCCAGGCAAGUCAAUUCAAGGCAAGGCAAUUCUAGGCAAUGCAAUGCAAGGCAAGGCAAGGGAAGAGAAGGCAAUGCCAGGCAAGGCAAGGCAAGACAAGAGACAGCAAUGCAAUCCCAGGCAAGGAAAUGCAAUCCCAGGAAGGCAAUUACAGGAAAGGCAAUUUCAGGCAAGGCAAGGCAAGACAAAGCAGGGAAAGGAAAUUCGAUGCAAGGCAAUUGCAGGCAAGGCAAGGCAAGGCAAUUCCAGGCAAGAAAAUUCCAGGCAAGACAAGGCAAGGCUAUUCCAGGCAAGGCAAUUCCAGGCAAUGCAAGUCAAGGAAAGGCAAAAUAUUCCUGGCAAGGCAAGGCAAGGCAAGGCAAUGCAAUCCCAGGCAAGGCAAUCACAGGAAAGGAAAUUUCAGGCAAGGCAAGGCAAGACAAGGCAUGGAAAGAAAAUUAGAUGCUAGGCAAUUGUAGGUUAAACAAGGCAAGGUAAUUCCAUGGAAGGUAACUCCAAGCAAGGCAAGGCAAGGCAAUUCCAGGCAAGACAAGGCAAGGCUAUUCCAGGCAAUGCAAGGAAAGGAAAGGCUAAAAUUUCCAGGCAAGGCAUGGCAAGGCAAGGCAGGGCAAGGCAGGGCAGGGCAGGGAAGGGCAGGGAAAGGUAAGGCAAGGCAAGGCAAAAGGCAAAAGGCAAAAAAGGCAAAAGACAAAAGGCAAAAGGCAAGGCAAGUCCAAUCGAGGCAACUCAAAUUCAGACAAAGCAAGACAAUUCCAGGGAAGGCAAUCCAGGUCAAGGCAUGGGAAUGCAAGGCAAGACAAUUCCAGGUGAGGAAAGUCAAGGCAAGGCAAUUUGAAAUGAGGCAAUUUCAGUCAUGGCAAGGCAAGACAAGACAAUUCCAGGCAAGGCUAUUCCAGUAAAGUCAAGGCAGGGCAAUUCCAGGCAAGGAAAAGCAAGGCAAUGCAAGGCAAUUCCAGGCAAGCCAAUUCCAGGUAAGGCAAAGCAAGGCAAUUCCAGGCAAGUCAAUUCGAGGCAAGGCAAUUCGAGGCAAUGCAAGGCAAGGCAAGAGAAGGCAAUGUCAGGCAAGGCAAGGCAAGGCAAGGCAAGGCAAUGCAAUCCCAGGUGAGGCAAUGCAAUCCCAGGUAAGGCAAUUACAGGAAAGGCAAUCUCAGGCAAGGCAAGGCAAGACAAGGCAGGGAAGGAAAAUUUGAGGCAAGGCAAUUGAAGGUUAGGCAAGGCAAGGUAAUUCAAGGGAAGGUAACUCCAAGCAAGGAAAGGUAAGGCAAGGCAAUUCCAGGCAAGACAAGGCAAGGCUAUUCCAGGCAAUGUAAGGCAAGGCAAAGUAAGGCGAGGCAAGGCAAUGCAAUCCCAGACAAGGCAAUCACAGAAAAGGCAAUUUCAGGCAAGGCAAGGCAAGACAAGGCAGGCAAAGGAAAUUCGAGGCAAGGGAAUUGCAGGUAAGGCAAGGCAAGGUAAUUUCAGGUAAGUUAACACAAGGCAAGGCAAGGCAAGGCAAUUCCAGGCAAGGCAAUUCCAGGAAAGACAAGGAAAGGAAAGGCAAAAAAAUUCAGGCAAGGCAAAACAAAACAGGGCAGGGCAGGGCAAGGCAAGGCGAGGCAAGGUAAGGCAAGGCAA